This is a messenger RNA of Prorocentrum cordatum, 2313 nucleotides long. The record is from the annotation of a GenBank genome assembly. Lineage: Eukaryota; Dinophyceae; Prorocentrales; Prorocentraceae.
GAGCGGUGGUCGACGUCAAUUAUGUCAUGACAUCGCUGGCCUGGGUCCGUAGCCAUUUUGGCUCAAGCCUUGUUUGGUUCGCGUUUCGCUGCCUCAGAGCUGGCGGCUGGUUCUUGCGGAGGUGGCCGUGACUGGACCCACAACAUAUUUUCUGUGUGGCGGGGGCGCGCACGCGACGAGCUCGCGCACAUGGUGAACAUGUCGGACAUCUUCACGGCGGUAAAGUCCGUCUGCUCGGUGUGUCUGUUGUUGUUCUCCGUCGUCGUCGUGAUGGCCCUCAUCUACGCGGGGGACACGAAGCUCUCCCGGGACGGGCACCCCGUGGUCGCCUUCGUUGUCAUCUGGGUCGCCACAGUGUGGCUCGCGGUGGUCGAGGGAGGUCAGGCCUCUCUGGUCGGACUCCCUCCCAUCCAGCCGAACCUCUACAAGGACAGUCAUCCAAUCACUCACCGCAUCACUGCGCUUGCUCACAGGGGCGACAACCUCAAUCGUUACCUCAUCGGGCGGCAGUUCUUGGUUGUCCUGAUCGUCUUCGUGACAAACAUGUCGGGCGCCCCGCUCAGAGAUGCCACUGUCCUUGGUUUGCCCGACGUGCUUCAGGAUGUAUUUUUGUCGUCAGGUUUGGCUAUGAUUUUGAUGUUGGCCAUGAUCGGCCAGCUUUCCGCUCAAGUUAAUGCUUCACACUGCAUGCUUGAUUUCAUCAAUUCCUAUGUCGCAUUGGCAACGCUCUACGUAGCAUUGGCAAUUGAGUUCUCUGGUAUCCUGCAUUCAGCAUACCUCAUUCGGUGGAUGGUUGAGAAACUCGCACGUAGACCAGCGACAUCCACUGGCAAGUCGAGCAGUGGUCUGCAGCGUUUUCUCUUCGCUGGGCGCAUCGUCUUGUCACUAUGUAUAUUGGGCUUCGCCUUGGCGGUGACGAUGUCUGCUUUAUUCCAAGGGAAGACGACCAUGUGGCCGGGUGUUCCAGAGGUGGUCUCUGUGCUCCUUUUCCUCUUUCUCAUGUCGGUCGUCGGCAUGCUCGAGGGUGCACAGAUUGCUUUCUUUGCUGUUGCCAAGCUUGACAAAUCGGAAUUGGGCAGCAAUCCAGUAGUUACAAAAACUUGCGAGCUCCUCUUUCGGGGAGACGGUCAUAAUCUUCCAGGUUUCAUGAUUGGCCGUCAGAUCCUUGUGACUAUGUGCUUCUUCAUCAUCGCUCGAGUCACCACUCUGAACGUCGACGCAGAAGCUGGCGAAGAAACUAUAUUCGGGGUAUCCCCUGGGGUGCAGGAUUUCUUCAACACUGGCUUGCUCGGUGCCAUCAUCACCACCACUGUCGGAUCUAUUACUUGGCAGUUGGUGGCCUCGGUUUUUCCUGUCGCGUUCAUGCACAACCCGCUGGUGUACGUUCUAUUGCGGAUCUGUUUGUUCCUUGAGUUCACUGGCGUUUGCUCUGGUGCGUGGGUCCUGGCCUCGUGCCACAAGUACAUGGCGCGUUUCCAGCGCGAUGAAUUCUACCUUGACUGCGCUGGCAGCGACAGUAAGGUCGACGUAGAAGUCGGUUCAAAUGUUGGCUUUCAGCCUGGCGCGGAUUCAAAGCCAUCGCUGGGAACCGAUCCGGGAACCUUUCACAUGGACCCAGCCAAGUACAUCAGCGAGGCUUGUCCAAGCACCAUCGGGAAGGAUCCGCAGCCGUCCGCAAGUUCGUCGUGACAGACGCUGCCCGUUGCCGACUUCAGAGUAAGCCAGUGCGGGUGAAUCGUCCGGGUAGCCUUGCCCCCCAACUGGUCUGGAAGACAGGGGGCCUAAUACACAUGUGAGUGGUCUUUCAAUAUGUCUGAAACCUUGACAAUAGUCGUUGCCUCGAAUGCCACAAUUAAGCCUUCAGGGCCAGCCAGCCUGGCCAGCCAGCCCGCCGCAGUUUCCGUCCGGUCCGGUAGCGACGGCCUCGUUGCCCCCGCGGCGGCGCUGGGCCUGCCCGAUGCGUCGGCGAGUGUACAAAGCCACUGCACGGCCUGUUCGACCCGCUGACUAAUACCUUUGCUCGCCACGCAGAGAAUUCAAGAAGAACAAACGCCAUAAUCAUAAACUUUUGGCGCUCCGCGCGGAUUUCUUGGAUCCGCGCUGGGCUUGACCGAUGCGUCGGCGAGUGUACAAAGCCACUGCACGGCCUGUUCGACCCGCUGACUAAUACCUUUGCUUGCCACGCAGAGAAAAAAAAAAUGACAUCGCUGGCCUGGGGACUGACGCCACCCCAAAGAUCGUGCGCCUCGAGGGAGUCGCACGACCCAGGUUUGAGCUCGCGUUCUGGGCCCCGCUGCCACCGAGUCUCGGACC